This is a messenger RNA of Manihot esculenta (cassava), 1053 nucleotides long. Its product is annotated as probable E3 ubiquitin-protein ligase RHC1A. Gene Ontology annotation, molecular function: ubiquitin protein ligase activity. Gene Ontology annotation, biological process: protein ubiquitination. Bases 1 to 717 code for a protein of 238 amino acids. NCBI's taxonomy places the organism in Eukaryota, Viridiplantae, Streptophyta, Magnoliopsida, Malpighiales, Euphorbiaceae. Gene Ontology annotation, cellular component: cytoplasm. The transcript has 2 exons. The record is from RefSeq and is a predicted model, not a curated record.
AUGUCUUCCACCGAAAUGCAGCACCAAACGUACUGGUGCCACGAAUGCGACAUGAGCAUCCACCUCCUCUCCACCACCGCUGAUCCCCUUCUUUGCCCUCACUGCCUCCGUGACCGUCUUGAACUCAUGGAUGACCCCACCCCCACUACUCCUAUCGCAACCACCGACACCAGCUCGUUCUUCCUCGAUAGCCCCUCCUUCCGCCGCUUCUUUCUCCCGCUUUUCAGCGACAUCAACCCUUCAGACGAUGAUACGAAUGCCACUCCAUCCCCCUCCAUCGACUCCAUCCUUCCCACUAUAAAAAUCACAUCUUGCCAUCUGAAGGGAAUGGACGACGACGACCCAGUACUCUGCGCGGUAUGCAAGGACCAGUUUGUUAUCGACAUCGAUGCAAAGCUCCUUCCUUGCAAUCACUUGUUCCAUCCUGACUGCAUUCUUCCCUGGCUUCAUUCCAAUCACAACUCAUGUCCUCUCUGUCGCUUCCAGCUUCCUACACCAUCAAAGAACGAUAGAGCUGUGAUUCCUACGAGUGGGUCUUCUUCUCAUUUGUCAUCUCCGUCGCACGUGCCGGAAGUGCGAGAGCCUGAACGGAAUGUGGACUGCACUGGAGGCUUUAAUAAUGUGGGGAUGGAAAUGGGAUUCCCUAAUCAGGAUAGUGCUGAUUGUGCUUUCCCUGAUGUUGGGACUUUAUCUAGCUAUCUUCCUUCACACUUUUAGGCAGGUGAUUUAACUAUUUGAGGUUUUUGAUGGUUUUCUCAUCUUAAAACGGUAUAAUGAAGUGUAAAUCAGCAGUGAGUGAUCAUGGUACUACAAAUAAUGUUUGAUGGUUUGAAGAAGUUGCUGGGUUUUUGCGAUCAUCCAUCAGUUUAAUGAAGUGUAAAUCAGCAGCAGACAAACAUAAAACUACAGAUAAUAUUUUAUGGGUUGUGCAUUCUCCCUCCCUCUCUCCCUGCUUCUCCCUCCUAAGAAUAUCGUGUAAGCUAAUAAUAUCUGCUUUUUGGCUUGGAUUUUGACCAAUAAAUAGAAAAGUAAGUUGCAAUUUUGCAAUUCCUA